AUGGUCGACGUUGCGAAGGCAUAUAAUACCGUGUGGCGUCAUGGAAUACUGCAACAGCUGGCCAACUGGGGGAUCACCGGACAAAUGGGCCGCUUCCUAAGCGACUACCUAUCCGACCGUACCUUUCGCGUAGGAAUAGGGGGUGCCCAAUCCAACGCCUUUCCGGAAGCCAACGGCGUCCCCCAGGGAUCCGUUCUCGCUGUAACAUUGUUCCUGGUGGCCAUGAAUUCUUUGUUCGCCAAUCUGCCGGCUGGAAUAUACGUCUUUGUCUACGCCGAUGACAUCGUGUUGGUCUCCAUAGGAAGGACAAUCGGGCGAACCCGUCGAAAACUUCAAGCUGCCAUAAGCGCGGUGAGCCGAUGGGCAGUAUCAGUCGGUUUUAACAUGGCACCCGCAAAAAGCGUAAUUACACACUGCUGCAACAAAAACCACAUUGCAACAGGGAGGCCGAUCCUUCUGGACGGGGCGGUCGUUCCUUAUCGUAAGGAACCGAAGAUCUUGGGGAUAACCGUGGACCGUCGGCUCACUUUCGCGCCACACUUCCAACGUAUCAAAGCCGACUGCCGGAGCCGGUUGCGACUAAUUAAAACAAUCUGCUCCCGGCACAAGCGUUGCAAUCGAUACACCGCAUUGAAUAUUAGCCAGGCCCUAGUCCACAGCAAGAUAUUCUACGGGGUUGAGCUGACAUGUUGCAAUACGGAAGGACUUACCAACAUUUUAGGCCCGCUAUACCACGGAACAAUUCGUGCUGCCUCUGGUCUGCUACCCAGUACGCCUGCUGAGGCGGCCUGCAUGGAAGCCGGGAUUCUCCCCCUUCGUUGGGCGGCUGCACUCACCAUAGCUAGAAGAGCAUUGGCAUUUUUAGAACGAACCUCCGGAGAGGACUGCUUCCUACUACAGACAGCUAACGAGAUCCACCAGGAAUACACAGACGUGGAUCUGCCACCGAUCGCCCGCUUACACCGAGUUCGUGACCGGACCUGGCACGUCCGCGGACCCAACCUAGACACAAGUCUGUCUGCAGAACUGAGGGCCGGCGCAGCUGCCAGUGAAGCCAGAGCCAAAUACAAUUGUCUAAUGGCUACCAGGUAUAGCAAUCACGUACGGAUUUUCACCGACGGCUCCAAGAUUGGCGAUGAGGUCGGUAUAGGAGUAAGCGGAAUAGGGGAAGGACUCUCCUUUCGCCUACCAGCACAAUGCUCGGUUUUCUCAGCGGAGGCGUCAGCUAUCGCCCUCGCUAUGGUCCAGAAACCGGAAGAUACACCCGUCGUCUUGUUGUCGGAUUCUCUAUCAGUCAUCUCCGCCCUCGAGUCGGGAAAAUCCCGCCACCCCUUCAUCCAGGCUAUCGAGGCCGAGUACGACCCACUCACAACAAUCUGCUGGGUCCCCGGUCACUGCAGCAUCGACGGUAACGAAAGGGCUGACCGCUUGGCGGCCAGAGGGAGACACGCCCGCCGACACCUCACCAGACUCGUCCCAGCCGCAGAUAUAUUAGGCAAGUUGAAGCUAAAGAUAGCCGAAAGUUUCGUGCGUCAUUGGCGCAGCAAUAGCGGACACCUCCAGCGCAUCAAAGGCUCGCUCGACCGCUGGACGGAUCGGAUCGACAGAAGAGAACAACGAGUACUGUCGCGACUCAGAGUUGGGCAUACAAAAGUCUCCCAUGCCCACACCGUAUCGCGUGUCCCUCCACCAACAUGUGUCACAUGCGGAGUCCGAACCACGGUGGAACAUAUCUUAGUGAACUGUCCGGAGUACAGUGACCUCCGAUAG
This is a messenger RNA of Topomyia yanbarensis, 1770 nucleotides long. RefSeq lists its product as uncharacterized. The transcript has a single exon. The record is from RefSeq and is a predicted model, not a curated record. Gene Ontology annotation, molecular function: nucleic acid binding; RNA-DNA hybrid ribonuclease activity. NCBI's taxonomy places the organism in Eukaryota, Metazoa, Arthropoda, Insecta, Diptera, Culicidae. The coding region runs from base 1 to 1770 and encodes 589 amino acids.